This is a messenger RNA of Coprinopsis cinerea okayama7#130, 930 nucleotides long. RefSeq lists its product as hypothetical. NCBI's taxonomy places the organism in Eukaryota, Fungi, Basidiomycota, Agaricomycetes, Agaricales, Psathyrellaceae. The transcript is spliced from 5 exons. The record is from RefSeq and is a predicted model, not a curated record. Gene Ontology annotation, cellular component: growing cell tip; cell division site; plasma membrane. Bases 1 to 930 code for a protein of 309 amino acids.
AUGAUUUUGAUGGGCGGACCUGGACAGGAAUUCACCCGCAGAGCGGGGCUGAACAGUAAACCAGAUAUACAGCCGUGGAGGAUUCUCGCUGCUUUCUUCCUGUCGUCCCAUGAACCCGCCUCUCCUUCUGCGGGUACUACUUGCAGGCAGCCACCAACACCCAAAGUGACGCUACAAUCACACAAAACGGGACAAAACUUGAUGGCGAAACCGGUGUCCAAGCUUUUCCUGGACCCAAACCUUGCAACCGCUGUUCUUCUGGGCAUUGCGACGCUCUUGUUGCUUCUGAUAUCCUUAUCGGUUCCCGUUGUCCAAUCUGGCCAGCUUUUCCGUCUCUUGGCUGUUCUCGACGGCACCAAGAGAUAUGUUCACUUCGGUUUAUGGGGCUAUUGCAUCCCCUCUUUCAUCAAAACCCAGCCAAAUGUUAUUGAAGGCUGCUCCAAGUCCAUGUUCGGUAUAACAAUCGACAGCAAUGUCCUUAAUGCACUGCAAACGAACCCUGCGUUGCGCUCACAAGACUCUUACCCGCAUCUUCACACUCUCUUCAUCGCGGCAUUCGUCGCCAUCGUCGCCACGGCCCUCCAAAUCACCGUAGUAGGCAAAGCCAAACUCAAGGUUACCUCCAUCCGCGAGAGUUAUGGCAAUAUCUACCUGGAGUGGGGUAACCUCCUAUGGUUGACCGUUGUGGCCACCGUGAUCCAUUUCAUCAACCUCGUCAACCUCUUUACCAUGCGCCUCCGACUCGCUCGAAUCAAACUGGAGAAACGCAGAGCCCGGCGAAGAAAACACCAUCAACACCUCAGAAUCAAUGAUGUCAGCGAGAAGGAGCUCAUAAAUCCUCCUUUACCUGCCUGUCUCCUCCCACCACCGCGCACAAACCGCUCCCCGACAAGUCCACUGGGGACAUCUCUCCCUCCAGCACCACCAUAA